Molecule: messenger RNA, 369 nt
Organism: Cantharellus anzutake
Lineage: Eukaryota; Fungi; Basidiomycota; Agaricomycetes; Cantharellales; Hydnaceae
Exons: 1
Source: RefSeq, a predicted model, not a curated record
CAGAUGCAGCUUGUGCUUGGGGAUUACAUUAAAAAAAAUGGGCAGAUGUCACUGAGGUUGGCUGAGGCAAACGACGUUAUUAACUGGUUCAACAAUCACUCAAUUGCACUUCAUUUACUAUAUGCGGAGCAACGCCGCACUGCAGACCAAGCAAGGGCUCUUAUUAGACCUUGUAUCACUCAGUGGACAUCCCACAUAAUGGCCAUUGGCCAGCUAAUCCAACUGGAAAUUCCAUUUAAAGCCGUUGCAGUGAGGAGUAGAAAGGAACUUGAAAUGGCUGCUGGAACAUGGUGUGAUGCAAUCACAAAAGUGCAGCAGAUUCUUGCAAUAAUUCAGGAUGAACACUUCUGGGAUGACUUGAAACAGUGA